Molecule: messenger RNA, 3210 nt
Organism: Cynocephalus volans (Philippine flying lemur)
Lineage: Eukaryota; Metazoa; Chordata; Mammalia; Dermoptera; Cynocephalidae
Gene: LRP10
Product: LDL receptor related protein 10
Exons: 7
Coding region: 433-2667 (744 amino acids)
Cellular component (GO): plasma membrane
Molecular function (GO): low-density lipoprotein particle receptor activity; protein binding
Source: RefSeq, a predicted model, not a curated record
GGGCGGGGGUACAGCCUGGGCAGGGGCUGGGAGUCGGGCCGAGCUGCCUCUCCCCUCCCCCGCUGGCCUGCAGCGUCCCGCCGGUUGGAAGCGCUGGAGAAGUUGAGCGGCUCCCGAGCCGGCCUUGGGGGCUGACAGUCGGCAAAGUUUGGCCCGAAGAGGAAGUGGCUUCGAGCCCCGGCAGGUGGCGGCCAGGCCUGGACAGGGGCGUCGCCGCCUGCGGGCCGGCUGUAGGCGAGGGCGUGCCCCAGCACCCGGCCGCAAGCCGAGUCCCGGGGCUUCGGGAGCCGGCCCCAGGAGAGCGGACGCGGCAGCGGAGGGAGAAAACAACUCUGAAGUUAGCGAGAGGCACCUCCCCGACUCCUGAGCCGCCGCCGCCGCCGCCUCCCUGCCCCCAGCGCUGGCAUCCAGAGCACGGGUCAAGCCUGGGCCAUGGAGCCCCCUCGGGAGGUGGCACCGGGGGGCCUGGACGCCCGGAGCGCCACUGCCUUCCUACUAGGUAGACGACAGAAGCCCAGGGACUCUUCCUGCACCUCCAGACGGCCCAGGAUGCUGCCAGCCAUCCUCCUCCUUCUCUUCCUUGGAGGCGCUCUGGCUCAUCCAGACCGAAUCAUUUUCCCAAAUCCUGCUUGUGAGGACCCUCCAGCUGUGCUCCUGGAAGUGCAGGGCACCUUACAGAGACCCCUGGGCCAGGACAGCCGCAGCUCCCCUGCCAAUUGCACCUGGCUCAUCCUCGGCAGCAAGGAGCAGACUGUAACAGUCAGGUUCCAGAAGCUGCACCUGGCCUGUGGCUCAGAGCGUUUAAUCCUGUGCUCCCCUCUCCAGCCACUGAUCUCCCUGUGCAAGGCACCUGCCAGUCCUCUGCAGCUGCCUGGGGGCAACGUCACCAUUACCUACAACUAUGCCGGGGCCAGAGCACCCGUGGGCCAGGGCUUCCUGCUUUCCUACAGCCAAGAUUGGCUGAUGUGCCUAGAGGAGGAGUUCCAGUGCCUAAACCACCGCUGUGUACCUGCUGCCCAACGCUGUGAUGGCAUUGAUGCCUGUGGUGAUGGCUCUGAUGAAGCAGGUUGCAGCUCAGACCCCAUCCCCACCUUGCCCUGCAAUCUCACCUUGGAGGACUUCUAUGGGGUCUUCUCUUCCCCUGGAUACUCACAUCUGGGCUCAGUCUCCCACCCCCAGUCUUGCCACUGGGUGCUGGACCCCCACGAUGGCCGGCGGCUGGCAGUGCGCUUCACGGCCCUGGACUUGGGCUAUGGCGAUGCAGUGCAUGUGUAUGAUGGCCCUGGGCCCCCCGAGACCUCCCGGCUGCUGCGCAGUCUCACCCGCUUCAGCAAUGGCAAGGCUGUCACUGUGGAGACGCUGUCUGGCCAGGCCAUUGUGGCCUACCACACAGUUGCUUGGAGCAGUGGUCGGGGCUUCAACGCCACCUACCACGUGUGGGGCUACUGCUUGCCUUGGGACCGACCCUGUGGCUUAGGUUCUAGCCUCGGGGCUGCCGAAGGCCUAGGUGAGCGCUGCUACAGUGAGGCACAGCGCUGUGAUGGCUCGUGGGACUGUGCUGAUGGCACAGAUGAGGAAGACUGCCCCGGCUGCCCACCCGGACACUUUCCCUGCGGGGCUGCCGGCACCCCUGGUGCCACAGCCUGCUACCUGCCUGCUGACCGCUGCAACUACCAGACUUUCUGUGCUGAUGGAGCAGACGAGAGACGCUGCCGGCACUGCCAGCCUGGCAACUUCCGAUGCCGGGACGAGAAGUGUGUGUAUGAGACGUGGGUGUGCGACGGGCAGCCAGACUGUGCCGACGGCAGUGAUGAGUGGGACUGCUCCUAUGCCCUGCCCCGCAAGGUCAUUACAGCUGCAGUCAUUGGCAGCCUGGUGUGUGGUCUGCUACUGGUCAUCGCCCUGGGCUGCACCUGCAAGCUCUAUGCCAUUCGCACCCAGGAGUACAGCAUCUUUGCCCCCCUCUCCCGGAUGGAGGCUGAGAUUGUGCAGCAGCAGGCACCCCCUUCCUAUGGGCAGCUCAUUGCCCAGGGUGCCAUCCCACCUGUAGAAGACUUCCCUACAGAGAACCCUAAUGAUAACUCAGUGCUGGGCAACCUGCGUUCUCUGCUACAAAUAUUGCGCCAGGAUAUGACUCCAGGCAGUGCCUCAGGUGCCCGCCGCCGCCAGCGGGGCCGCUUGGUACGCCGUCUGGUGCGCCGUCUCCGUCGCUGGGGCCUGCUUCCUCGAUCCAACCCCUCAGCUCGGGCCGCUGAGACCAGAUCUCAGGUCACAACUUCCGCUGCUCCCCUUGAGGCCCUAGAUGGCAGCACAGGUCAAGCUUGUGAGGGCGGGGCAGUGGGUGGGCAGGAUGGGGAGCAGGCACCCCCACUGCCUGUCAAGGCCCCCCACCUAUCUGCCAGCACAUUUCCAGCCCUCCCUAUUGUCCCCGAGACCCCAGGGCCACUACCCUCAGUGCCCCUAGAGCCAUCACUAUUGUCUGGAGUGGUGCAGGCCCUGCGAGGCCGCCUCCUGCCCAGCCUGGGGACCCCAGGACCAACCUGGACCCCACCCGGACCCCACACAGCAGUCCUGGCCCCAGAAGAUGAGGACGAUGUGCUGCUAGUGCCACUGGCUGAACCAGGGGUCUGGGUGGUCGAGGCAGAGGAUGAGCCAUUGCUUGCCUGACUGAGGGGACCUGGCUCUCCUAGGGGCUCUAGUCAUAAUGGCAUGGCCCUUUAGAGGGUGGCUCAGCUUCCUCUUCACCACUUCUUCCCUGUCCCUUGGUCUGAGGAGACUCAUUGGGCCUCCCAUUGACUCUGUGUGGCUGCUGUAAAGUUAGGUGUCCCUCAGGCAGAGAGAGGGCUCACAGAGAUCCCUCUCUACACACAGCCAGAGACCACAGUCCCUCCACCACUACCCUCUACCCAUACCACUACCAUUUGGGUGGCUGUUUUUAAGAAGCAAAGUUCUUAAAUGAUCAUAGGCCUAGACACUCCAUACCUGCCAAACCCUCUCCCACCGUGGCCUUAAGAACAAAAAUACCUGUUGGAUGGAGACCCUCCAGACCCCAAGGGGAGGAUGUGGGCAGGGCCUGAGGUUUCGCCAACUGAAAUAAAUCCCUCCUGCAGGACCUAGCUCACAAAAAGAGCACAACAAAUGCUUUUGUCCCAUAGCUAGGACAUUGCCCAGGAAGUUAAUGUCGAAAAUAAAGGAAUCCUAAGUUUAAAA